CUUAGAAAUAGCCAUAAAACUCUUCUUCCCAUUGUCCCCAUUGACCGCAGACUUCAUCUGCUCUUCAUAGUAUUUUGAGCUUCAAAAGCAAUCUUCACAUACAGAUACAGUACCAAACAAACACCUUUCAGACCCAAGUAUCUCUUUCUCUUUUGAUCAUUUCUAAUUUAGGCUUUUCAAAUUAGGAUUUACUUGGGAUUUGGGCAGCCAUGGAUUCUUUGAAAAAAAUACCUCCAGUUUGUGCUUCCAAUGUGGUUGUUUACUUGAUGCUUGUUUGGUCCAAGGCCAUGGACUGCUACUUACUGCCCAUGUUGAGAUUUCCUCUGUUGAUCCUCCAUGGCUUCUUCAAACGUUGGCUGAUUAAGCCCAUGACCCUGCAAAUUGAAGAGUACCAUGGUACAAGUACUAGAAAUAAAGUUUAUGAUGCUUCUGCUCUUUACUUGCAGAGCAAGAUCAGCCCUUCAACUCAGAUUCUGAAGAUUUCACAAACUUGGAGAGAGACUAGUUUAACUGUCAACUUUGCAAACAACCAAGAGUUUGAUGACAUGUAUGAAGGGGUUCCGCUGAAAUGGAAAUUCAAUUCCAUGUCAAAGAGAUCCAGUAGUUCUAGCACUUCCUCAGCUUUCAAGCUAGAGCAAAAGCAAUACUUUGAGCUUGUAUUUGAUUUGCAGCACAAGGAAAAGGUAAUGAAUUUGUACUUGCCUUAUGUUUUAGAGACAUUUGAGGCUAUGAAAAACGAAAGGAAGAUUGUCAAGCUGCAUACACUUGUGAGAAUAGAUACUUUUAAAAUAAGAUGGGAGGCAAUCAAUCUCGAACACCCCGCAACAUUCCAGACCGUAGCCAUGGAACCAGAGCUGAAGAAAACGGUUUUGGAGGACUUGGACAGGUUUGUUAAGAGGAAAGAGUUCUAUCAAAGUGUGGGAAGAGCUUGGAAGCGAGGGUACCUUCUACAUGGUCCUCCAGGCACAGGGAAAUCAUCCCUAAUAGCUGCCAUGGCUAAUUACCUCAAGUUUGAUGUUUAUGAUUUGCAACUCACACAUUUGAAAACAGAUAUGGAACUGAGAAAAGUAUUGCUGUCAACAUCAAACAAGUCGAUCCUUGUUAUUGAGGAUAUAGAUUGUAGCCAGCCGGGGGUGCAAGAUCGAAAAAAUGCUAAUGGCAGCAGAAAGCCUGAGUUAGAAGGCAAUCAACUUACACUAUCUGGACUGCUAAACUUCAUAGAUGGGCUUUGGUCAAGUUGUGGAGAGGAGAGAAUCGUUGUGUUCACUACCAAUCACAAGAGCAAGCUUGACCCUGCAUUGCUGCGUUCGGGACGAAUGGACAUGCACAUCCACAUGUCGUAUUGCACCUACGAAGGCUUCAAAAUUUUGGCUUGUAAUUACCUCAGAACUUGUGAACAGAAGCACCCUUUGUUUGAGGAGAUUGAAAGCCUUCUGAAGAAAACAAAGGUCACUCCUGCACAAGUGGCAGAGCAGCUGAUGAAGAGUGAGGAGGCUGAAGUUGCUCUUCAAGGUUUGAUCACACUGUUAAAGCAAAAGAAAAACCAAGGGAAAGAUGAGUAUCAGGAGGAAGAUGAAUAUGAAGGUGAAAACAAACAAUUAACAUAUUUUAUUUAGUAAGAGAUAAACAAUUGGGCAUAUUGUUUUCGGAAAAACAUGUAAUUUAAACUCAGAUAGAAAGAAUCACAUUGAAUUUAGGAAAGCUUUAUGUUAUUUCAAUACAAUUGUCUUGUAUUUCAGUUACCAUAUCUGACUAAACAGUUAUUUGUAUUG
Prunus mume (Japanese apricot) is the source of this 1772-nucleotide messenger RNA. RefSeq names its product AAA-ATPase At3g50940-like. The record is from RefSeq and is a predicted model, not a curated record. NCBI's taxonomy places the organism in Eukaryota, Viridiplantae, Streptophyta, Magnoliopsida, Rosales, Rosaceae. Gene Ontology annotation, molecular function: ATP hydrolysis activity; ATP binding.